GCGGACACUCAAAAGCGGCAGGUGCCCGCUCACGAGAAGGUGGAGGUUGUGUCCUUCCUGGUGGACCAGGGAACCAUCGGCGAGUGGGCGCUCGAGGGUCUGCCAAGUGAUGAGCUUUCUAUCCAGAAUGCCAUCAUGGUCACCCGCUCCUCACGCUAUGCGCUCAUGGUUGAUCCACAAGGACAAGCCAAUCGCUGGAUCAAGUCCAGAGAGAAGGCGCGCAUCAGCGAGAACCCGACAAUGUGCAUCACCACCCUGGCCGCCAAGAACUUGAAGGACCAGAUCGAGUUUACCAUGGGCGAGGGUCUGUGCCUGAUCAUUGAGAAUGUUGAGAACGAGGUCGACCCCAUGCUUGAUCCAGUCUUGGACAAGCAGAUCAUCAAGAAGGGCAAGAACCUCUACAUCAACGUCAGUGAUCAGAACAUGGACUACAAGGAAAACUUCACGCUCUACUUCACCUCUCGUCUGCCGAAUCCGCACUUCUCGCCAGAGCUGUCCGCCAAAGCCACAGUCAUCGACUUCACGGUGACCUUGAAGGGCCUGGAGCAGCAGCUGUUGGGAAAGCUGAUCGGCAUGGAGAUGAAGAGUCUCGAAGAUACUUUGGCAGCCUUGGAAGAGGAU
Symbiodinium pilosum is the source of this 621-nucleotide messenger RNA. NCBI's taxonomy places the organism in Eukaryota, Dinophyceae, Suessiales, Symbiodiniaceae. The record is from the annotation of a GenBank genome assembly.